AUGUCUUCGGACAUUGAGAGCUUCACGGCUCAUUUGCAGUCGUCGAAACGCAUAUUAGCUUUACUCGGUGCUGGAUUGUCUGCCUCUUCUGGACUACCCACCUUUCGUGGUGCCGGGGGUCUCUGGAGGACUCACGAUGCCACUUCGUUAGCCACUCCUGAGGCUUUCGCUCGGGAUCCAGCACUCGUCUGGCAGUUCUACAGCUAUCGUCGCCAUAUGGCUCUCAAGGCUAGCCCAAACCGAGCCCACCUCGCUCUGGCUGAGCUAGCGACGAAACACCCAGGCUUUCUCGCUCUCAGCCAGAACGUCGACGGUCUGUCCCAGCGCGCAAGACAUCCUCCAGAAAAGCUUCAACUGCUUCAUGGCAGCCUGUUCAACGUCAAAUGUACCUCCUUCUACUGUUCAUAUCACGCCCAGAACUUCACAGAUCCCAUCGUACCAGCCCUCAAGAUCCCCCUCGACGAAUCAGAUCCUACCACUAAAGAAGCCAGACAUGCUAAAGAGCUGGAUAUAGCAGACGCUCAGGUUCACCUGCCUUCUGUCCAGGUGUCAGACCUACCAAAAUGCCCAGAGUGCCAUGAAGGUCUUCUGCGUCCUGGAGUAGUCUGGUUCGGCGAGUCUCUUCCGAGCAAAGUACUGAAUACCGUCGACAAAUUCAUCAGCGACUCGUGGAAAAUCGACCUGAUCAUGGUCAUUGGCACAAGUGCUAGCGUCUAUCCUGCUGCUGCUUAUGUCGAUGAUGCGAGAGCCAAAGGAGCUAGAGUCGCCGUCAUAAAUGCCGAUCGUGCAGAUGAGCCCGCCGGAGGUCUGCGGGAUAACGAUUGGUUCUUCGAAGGAGAUGCUGCCCAAAUCGUUCCCGAUAUUCUAAAAAGUGUUAUUGGCGAGAUAGAGCAACCGGCUGAAAGGCUAUAG
Molecule: messenger RNA, 912 nt
Organism: Aureobasidium melanogenum CBS 110374
Lineage: Eukaryota; Fungi; Ascomycota; Dothideomycetes; Dothideales; Saccotheciaceae
Product: NAD-dependent deacetylase sirtuin-5
Exons: 3
Coding region: 1-912 (303 amino acids)
Molecular function (GO): protein-malonyllysine demalonylase activity; protein-succinyllysine desuccinylase activity; NAD+ binding
Source: RefSeq, a predicted model, not a curated record